Molecule: messenger RNA, 153 nt
Organism: Pochonia chlamydosporia 170
Lineage: Eukaryota; Fungi; Ascomycota; Sordariomycetes; Hypocreales; Clavicipitaceae
Exons: 1
Coding region: 1-153 (50 amino acids)
Source: RefSeq, a predicted model, not a curated record
AUGGUGGUUGGGUACGCUUUCCCUGCCGAUAUUCACUGCUGGUCACUGCUGGCCCCAAUACACUUCUCUCAUCUUGUCAGGACUGAUCCCAUCUGCCUCAUCUUUUACCUCUUCACCAACUUAAUGACCUGUUCAAGUGCGGGGCAUCCCUAA